Syngnathoides biaculeatus (alligator pipefish) is the source of this 3879-nucleotide messenger RNA. RefSeq names its product gastrula zinc finger protein XlCGF57.1-like. The transcript is spliced from 3 exons. Gene Ontology annotation, biological process: regulation of transcription by RNA polymerase II. The record is from RefSeq and is a predicted model, not a curated record. Bases 856 to 2262 code for a protein of 468 amino acids. Gene Ontology annotation, cellular component: nucleus. Gene Ontology annotation, molecular function: RNA polymerase II cis-regulatory region sequence-specific DNA binding; DNA-binding transcription activator activity, RNA polymerase II-specific. NCBI's taxonomy places the organism in Eukaryota, Metazoa, Chordata, Actinopteri, Syngnathiformes, Syngnathidae.
GACUGUUAUUGUUGUUGCACUUUCGGGGUUAGAGUGUUUGAGAGUUCCCGCCGUAAUGGGUUCACUCUGUUGAUGUCUGCAGUAAAACGAGGUUUGCUCCUAUGUUCAACACUCCGCCUCCUUUUCUUCGGCGCUACAUUAAAAUGAGAACGAUUGAACGACUGGUUCUAGCGUCAGCCUCACAGUUCUCUGCCUCGCCUGUGUGGAAUUUGGACCUUCUCCCCAUGCUUGCGUGGGUUUUCUCUCGGCACUGUGGUUUUCUCCCAAAUUCCACAAACACGCUUCAUGGGACACUUGUUUCCAUGUGCCCUGCGAUUGGCUGGCGACCAGUUCAGGGUGUCCCCUGCAUCCUGCCUAAUGAUAGCUAGGUAGGCUCCAGCGCUCUCGCGACCAUUGUGAAGAUAAGUGGCUCAGAAAACGUGGAUGGAGACUGAAAACGUACCGAGUCACACUCCAUAGCAAUAGGUGGCGGUAAUCCCCCUUCAUAAAACACUGAAAAAAGACGAAUCGGAAGCUGCGCCGUAAGGGAUCAUGGGUAAUACAUUUCCUUUCACUUCUGGGCAUGCAGGAGAAUGCUCGAUCUCACAGCAAUAAGUCUUGCUGAAUUUGGACAGAAUGUUUUUGAAUGAUCUACGUGUGAUGCCCCUGACUACUACUUGACUGGAGCAAAACAUAUUUCAUGCAUGCUUCGUGUCCGUCUGGAGUCGUCUUGUGCAUGUUGAAGAAGCUUCUCGGCUUAGCUUAGCUUGCUAACAAAGAGCCCCGUUUGCGAUCAACACUCAAAGAUCAAGCUUCAACUAAAGUUCUUCUUUCCGCUGCCAACUAGGUGGAAAUUGGUGUGAUCGCUGCGUUAAAAUGUGUGCAAGAAGGACAGCAGAGUACGAGGAGGAACUUUGGGGCCCAAAAGAGGAGAAGAAGCCACGUCAACUACUGGACGCUGUGUUCAAUCUGCAGCCUCAAAUUGUGCUACACAGAGCAGACAUCAGUGAAAAUCUUCAUCCAGACCGGCAGCAGUCAGUGUCCUUUCCCAUCAAAGAGGAGGAAGAAGGUGAAGAGGUUCAGCGUAUCAAAGAUGAGAAGGAAGAGGUCGUACACAUGAAAGAGGAAGAGCAGCAGGAAAUCAUCCAGGUUCCAGUCACUGGUGUCCAGUUGAAGAGUGAAGAUGAAGGUCAAAAUGAGGACAAACGAGGGGCGGAGCCUCCAAGCAGGAACAGCUCAAGUGAUCGAGAACUUUGUGAAAGAUCACAAACAGACGGUCAUGAUAAUUAUGAUGAUGAACAAUCGGAAGGUGAUAUGACAUGUCACACUUCCAACAAAUGCUGGAAAUGUUCUCUCUGUAGGAAAGGUUUUGCUUCCAUGAGCAAUUUUAACCAACACAUGAAAAUACACACAGGAGAGAAAGCAUUUUCCUGCUCAAUUUGUGGUCAAAGAGUCUUUGGGAAGGGAACCUUAAAAACACACACAAGAACACACACUGGUAAGAAACCUUUUUCAUGUCCAUUCUGCGAUAAAAUAUUCACUGAGAAGGGAAAAUUAAAAAUACACACAAGGACACACACUGGUGAGCAGCCUUUUACCUGUUCAGUUUGUGGCCAAAGAUUCUCCCAAAAUGGAAACUUAAAAAUACACACAAGAAUGCACACUGGUGAGAAACCUUUUUCCUGUUCAGUUUGUGGCCAAAGAUUCUCCCUGAAUGGAAACUUAAAAAUUCACACAAGCAAGCACACUGGUGAGAAACCAUUUUCCUGCUCAGUGUGUGGUCAAAGAUUCGCUCAGAAGGGAGGUUUAAAAAGACACACAAGAACACACACUGGUGAGAAACCUUUUUCCUGCUUAGUUUGUGGUCAAAGAUUCACUCGGAAGGAAGAUUUAAAAAUACACACAAGAACGCACACUGGUGAGAAACCUUUUUCCUGCUUAGUUUGUGGUCAAAGAUUCACUCGCAGGGGGGAUUUAAAAAUACACACAAGAACACACACUGCUGAGAAACCUUUUUCCUGUUCAGUUUGUGGCCAAAGUUUCUCCCAAAAUGGAAACUUAAAAAUGCACACAAGAACGCACACUGGUGAGAAACCUUUUUCUUGCUCAGUAUGUGGUCAAAGAUUCACUCAGAAGGGAGGUUUAAAAAGACACUCAAGAACACACACUGGUGAGAAACCUUUUUCCUGUCCAAUUUGUGAUAAAAGAUUCACUGAGAAGAGAAAUUUAAAAAUACAUAAUGGAACACACACCGGUGAAAAACCUUUUUCCUGCUCAGAUUGAGAACAAAUAUUAUUUUCCAAGUACAGUAUGCCCAUGUUUUUCCCAGAACCCCCCGUGAAAUGUAAAAAACGGAGAAGUAGACCCCCCCCCCCCACGCACACACACACACCAGGAAUUGACCCCUCCGUACAGGGCAGUUAACCAUGCCUCCUGAAAUGACGUCACACCACGUGCGCUGACGUAAGACAAACAGUAAAAAUGGCAAAUACAAUACAAUACAUUCUGAACUGAGACAGACUCCAUGCUUCUGAUUUCAUUCAAUCAUUCACACGUAGCAGUGUUAUGCUAGCGGAGAACGUCUCAUUCAUUUAUACGAGACGUGGAUUAAAAAUCAAAUUUAGGGCAUAUCUUCGUGCAAACACAGUCUGGUUAAGCUUCUGGCCGCGAGCCAGCAAAAAAGCGACACGUUUGUGCAGUCCGAUCAUCGCUAAAUAUCGCUCAACAAAGAAUAAGUGUGUCAAUUGUUCACACGUAGCGGUGUUAUGCUAGCGAAGAACGUCUCCUUCAUUUAUACGAGACGUGUAUUGAAAAUCAAAUAUAGGGCAUACCUUCGUGCAAACAUAUCUGUUCCGGUUGAUAUUAGAUGGAUUUAGUUGAUGAUGCGGUCUUCCACAAAGUUUGAUCCAUCGAAGGCAUUUUUCGUACUGGGUCUUCGGAUUUGGAAAGGGUACGAAUCGAACUCCACCAACUAGGCUUUCAGGAUACCUGUCGUCACGAUUACAAAGUCCGUGACUACACCUCUUAACCAUAUUUUUUGUUAAAUAACCCAAAUACGCGAUAAAACGCUAACUAAACCUAUACUGGACCAUGCAAUGUUGUCUGAGAAAAUGGCGGGAGCAAAAACGGGGUUUGGUUUAUGCAGAUCUCUGGCCUCUGAUUGGUCUGUGACGCGGAUUGCGCAAUAUCCACGGAGGGGUCAAUUAUUGCAAUGUUAAUAUUUGAUUGAAGAAUAUACUCAUCACUCUAAUUGUUCAUAAAUUUGAGUUUCAAUGUUUAUUUAUGAAAUAAAACAAAAUGAUGAUGUGGGGAGUGACAUGAAUGUUGGUUUUCAUCACUAUCCAAAAGCAGUUGGGAUGGUAUUCUGGAUCAAAUAUUAAUGAAUAUUUUUAGGAAUGCAGUAAAAUGUUGAGAUGAUUCACUUGAUUAUGAUAAUGGAGAUCAAAUCUUUCAGUUUCACUGGUGCUGGCUCAGCAUCCUGCAGGGUUUCAGCCUUGUUGCCAUGGUGACACAUUUAGAAAGACAACCUUUGUCGCUUUCAACAGCCGUGAUCGCAUAGUGGUUAAUACUCUGCGUUGUGGCCGCAGCAACCCCGGUUUGAAUCCGGGUCAUGGCAGGGAUGAAUCUGUGAAGAAAACUUUGUAGUCCUUAUGGUUGAUAUUUGCAUGAAUCCCUUUAGAAUUACAAAAAUAAAUGAACUAAAGAAAAUUAUGGAAGUAAUUAAUUGCCAUCACAGUGCGAAUUCAAAAUUCUAGCAUGGAAUUUUUUUAACAAUGAAAUCCAAUGUAAAAAACGUGUGUAUGUGUAUGUGAUUUAUUUGUGUGAUACAGGCAAAUAAGUAUUUGAACACCUGUCUAUCAGCCAGAAAUCUGACUCUCAAAGACCUGUUAGGCUGCCUUG